CCUCUACAGACAGGAAGUGACGUUUUUUCUACCCGCAUUCUCGCGCUCCUUGUCUGUAGUAGGGCUGCAGGGAGCGAGCGUGAUAUUGUCUGUACAAGAUGGCUGACAGUGAUGAUGAGUACGAUAGGAGGCGACGUGACAAGUUCAGGAGGGAGAGAAGUGAUUACGACCGAUCACGUGAGAGGGAAGAAAGGAGAAGGGACGAUUGGAGUGACAGAGAAUGGGAUCGUGGGCGUGAGAGGCGGAGUCGUGGGGAAUACAGGGACUAUGAUCGGAGUCGAAGAGAGAGGUUUUCCCCUCCACGGCAUGAACUUAGCCCACCACAAAAACGCAUGCGGAGGGAUUGGGAUGAUCACGGGAGUGACCCCUAUCACAGUGGUUACGAAAUGCCGUACUCUGGCACAGCUGGUGGGCCAAGUUAUGGUCCCCCUCAACCGUGGGCACAUCCAGAAAUGCACAUCAUGCAGCAUCAUGGGAUUCCUAUCCAGGCCAGAUUGGGAAACCUCCACGAGGUGGACCUUGGGACUCCGGCUCCUGUGAUGAAGACCUUUAAAGAGUUUCUGCUGUCCCUUGAAGACACGGUGGAUGAGACUGAGGCAGUGCGGCGCUAUAACGAUUACAAGAUGGAGUUCAGACGCCAGCAGAUGCAGGAAUUCUUUCUUGCUCAUAAGGACGAGGAGUGGUUUCGCUCUAAAUACCAUCCUGAUGAGGUGGGACGUCAUAAGCAGGAGUGUCAGGCUGCACUCCGCAACAGAUUUGACGCAUUCAUGUACCUUAUGGAGAAUAGCUGGUUGGAUGAUAUCCAGCUAGAUAUGGACAAGGCACCUGCCAUCAUCAAGGUGCUAGAUGCAGCUGUUAUAAAAAUGGAGGGGGGUAACGAAAUUGACCUGAAGAUCUUGGAUGAGGAGGAAGAGCAGGCAAAGAGAGAGGCUGCAAAGAAGGAGGCAGCGCGACACUUAGAAGUGGAGAAAAAAGCAACCGAUGAGAAGGAAGUGCUCCCCAAGGCUGAAAAAGAGGAGAAGGAGGGAGCCGAGGAGAAACCACCAAAACCCGAAGAGGAGGAGGAAGAGCGAAAAGUAGAAAAGGAGGAGCCUGAAGGAGAAACCAGGAAGCCAAGUAAAAGGAAGCGAAAACGAAGUGGAGAUAGUGAUGAUGGCAGCGAUUCCGAAUCAGGAUCCGAGAGUGCAAGUCCCAAGCCAGAAACUCCUGCUCAAAAUGGAAAGCAGGAAGGUACCCCAAUAAAGGACGAAGAUGCUGAGAAACCUAAAGAGAAGCCAAAAGAGGACACUGUAAAACCGAGGCCGCUGCAUAAAACGUUGUCUCUCUUUAUGCGAAGCAUUGCCCCAAACAUCUCCAAGGCAGAGAUCACCUCGCUUUGCAAGAGAUAUCCCGGAUUCCUAAGGGUGGCACUUUCCGAUCCCCAGCCUGAGAGGAGGUUUCUCCGUCGGUGUUGGGUGACAUUUGAUCGAACUGUUAAUAUUAAGGAGAUCUGUUGGAACCUUCAGAAUAUUCGGCUUCGUGAGUGUGAGUUGAGUCCUGGAGUAAAUAGGGAACUCUCAUGGCGUGUUCGCAACAUUAGUGGUCUGUCUCAGCACCGACCUGUACAGCGCAAUGACAUCAAACUGGCUGCAAAGCUCAUUCAUGUCCUGGAUGAGAGGGGGCAGGUCUGGAGUGCAUCCCAGGAAGGAGGAGAGGCUGAUGGGCAGAAUCCCAUUCUAAAAAACAUCACCGAUUACCUUAUCGAUGAGGUCAACGCUGAAGAGGAAGAGCUUUUAUGGGGAACUGGAAGGACUCCUGAAUCUGAAGCCCCAAAAGAAGGAAACCCCACAGAGAUUGUUGUUGAAAGAGAUGAGAAACUUGUCAAGGUCCUGGAUAAACUCUUACUUUACCUCCGCAUCGUGCACUCUGUGGACUAUUAUAACACCUGUGAAUAUCCCAAUGAGGAUGAAAUGCCCACACGCUGUGGAAUUAUGCAUGUACGAGGGCCGGUGCCUCCCAACCGCGUGUCACAUGGAGAAGUGACUGAGUGGCAGAAGAACAUGGAGGAGAAGCUGGCAUCACUGUUUGCAAUUCGUGAGACCCUCUCUGAGGAAGAAGCAGUCAAAAUGGGCAAGAAAGACCCUGAACAGGAAGUGGAGAAGUUUGUAAUGGCAAACACGCAGGAGUUGGGCAAGGAGAAGUGGCUUUGUCCUCUGAGUGGAAAGAAAUUCAAGGGCCCUGAAUUUGUGCGCAAACACAUCUUUAACAAGCAUGCUGAAAAGAUAGAGGAAGUUAAAAAGGAGGUUGUGUUCUUCAAUAACUUCUUAAUGGAUAGCAAGAGGCCUGCACUUCCAGAGGUCAAACCUGUCCAGCCACCAGUGGCUACCACUGCUCAAGCUUUGGCGCCCAGUCUUCUUUAUCCCCAUCAGGGACAUCAAGCACUCUUACAGUAUGGCCAGCCGCGACCCCCUGUCCUGGGCUAUGGUGCAGGUCCUCAGUUUCCACCUGCUCCAUACGGUGCUGGCCGUGGUGCUUAUGAUGCUUUCAGAGGUCAGGCAGGUGUGUACCCAGGAAAGCCACGCAACAGGAUGAUCCGAGGCGAUCCCCGCUCCAUUAUUGAAUACCGAGACCUUGAUGCCCCCGAUGAUGUAGAUUUCUUUUAACUGCAAGUCUUUAUUUUAGCUGUUUAUGGUCGUUACAUGUCCCUCCCCAUCCCACCUAAUGUUAUACCCAGACCCUAUCCCAUUCUCUGGUUACUUUUAUAUUUUUUCAGGAUGCCUGAGAUUUGUGAUUUUUUUUUUUUUUUCUUUUUCAAUAAACAGAUUCCCAGAG
Pelobates fuscus (common spadefoot toad) is the source of this 2811-nucleotide messenger RNA. It is a transcript of the gene SRRT, whose product is annotated as serrate, RNA effector molecule. Gene Ontology annotation, biological process: primary miRNA processing; mRNA processing. Bases 99 to 2642 code for a protein of 847 amino acids. Lineage: Eukaryota; Metazoa; Chordata; Amphibia; Anura; Pelobatidae. The transcript is spliced from 20 exons. The record is from RefSeq and is a predicted model, not a curated record. Gene Ontology annotation, cellular component: nuclear body.